Messenger RNA from Loxodonta africana (African savanna elephant), 1000 nucleotides. Its product is annotated as olfactory receptor 14K1-like. Gene Ontology annotation, cellular component: membrane. The transcript has 2 exons. Gene Ontology annotation, molecular function: odorant binding; G protein-coupled receptor activity; olfactory receptor activity. Bases 38 to 1000 code for a protein of 320 amino acids. Lineage: Eukaryota; Metazoa; Chordata; Mammalia; Proboscidea; Elephantidae. The record is from RefSeq and is a predicted model, not a curated record. Gene Ontology annotation, biological process: G protein-coupled receptor signaling pathway.
UCCUUCAACCCGUAGGAGGUGCCGUAGAAUCAAGGACAUGGCCAAUGUUACAAUGGAGAUGGAAUUCUUCCUCAUGGAAUUUGCCCACACCAAGGAGCUCCAGGUCCUUCACAUCCUUCUGUUUUUGCUAAUUUACUUGGUGACUGUAAUGGGGAAUCUUCUCAUUAUUGUCCUUGUCACCCUGGACCAGUAUCUUCACACUCCCAUGUACUUCUUCCUGAAGAACUUGUCCUUCUUUGAUCUCUGUCUCAUUUCCAUCAUAGUCCCCAAAUCCAUUCUCACCUCUCUUACUAAUAAGAACACCAUUUCUUUGCCAGGAUGUGUGUUACAGGUCUUUUUGGUGAUUCACUUUGCUGGCGCUGAAGUGUUCAUCCUCACAGCUAUGUCUUAUGAUCGCUAUGUGGCCAUCUGUCACCCACUACACUAUGAGGCCGUCAUGGGCAGAGAAGUCUGCUUACGGAUGGCAGCUGCUUCCUGGUUCCUUGGAGGAUCCUUUGGAAGCUUAUAUUCAGCUGGCAUAUUCUCUUUAUCUUUCUGCGGCUCCAGAAACCUCCCUCAAUUUUUCUGUGACGUCCCCUCACUAUUAAAGAUGUCUUGCUCAAAGUCACACAUAACUAUUGAUGUUAGUGUGGCAAUUGGAAUAUUUCAUGGUUUCUUUUGUUUAGUUGCCAUUUUUUUCUCAUAUAUCUGUAUUUUCAAUACAGUGCUAAGCAUCCCAUCCUUUCAAGGCCGAUCAAAAGCCUUCUCCACCUGCUUACCCCAUCUCACAGCCGUGACCACCUUUCUCCUGACGGGAGCCACUGCCUAUCUGAAGCCAGUGCCGCUGUCUCCCUCUCUGCUGGACUUGCUGCUCUCUGCUUUGUAUUCGGUUUUGCCUCCCACCCUGAACCCCAUCAUCUACAGCCUCAGGAACAAGGAAAUUAAGGCAGCUCUGAAAAAACUCCUAGAAAUAGUAAAAUCCACAAUUAUAGUUAAGGACUUCAGUACUUCAGUAAAUUGA